Gossypium arboreum is the source of this 1644-nucleotide messenger RNA. RefSeq names its product KH domain-containing protein At2g38610-like. Lineage: Eukaryota; Viridiplantae; Streptophyta; Magnoliopsida; Malvales; Malvaceae. The record is from RefSeq and is a predicted model, not a curated record. Gene Ontology annotation, molecular function: mRNA binding. The coding region runs from base 143 to 991 and encodes 282 amino acids. Gene Ontology annotation, cellular component: nucleus. Gene Ontology annotation, biological process: regulation of mRNA splicing, via spliceosome. The transcript has 7 exons.
UCUCACCAAUCCUUUUCUUUCACCUCUCACCACCACUCAGCAGUCAGCAUAGCAGUAAAUACGUGUCCUUUUUCCUACCUUGCUCCUUUACAUACGCCUUUUUGUUUUAGGUUGUUGUUUCUCCCAAACUCAAACCUCAGCUAUGUCAGGUCUGUAUAAUCACCGCUUCUCCCCUGUCCGAACUGCUUCUCCACAUAUUAGAAACACCCCCGACAUUGAUAGUAAUCAACUCUUAUCAGAGCUGUUGGCAGAGCAUCAAAAGCUUGGUCCUUUCAUGCAAAUCCUUCCCACAUGUAGCCGACUGUUAAAUCAAGAGAUAUUAAGGGUCUCUGGAAUGAUGUCCAACCAAGGAUUUGGUGACUUUGACAGGAUGAGGCAUAGAAGCCCCAGUCCCAUGGCUUCUUCAAACAUUAUGUCAAAUGUUUCUGGAACUGGAUUAAGCAACUGGAAUAGUCUUCCUCAGGAGAGACUAAGUGGACCUCCUGGGAUGACAAUGGACUGGCAAGGUGCACCGGCAAGCCCUAGUUCAUACAAUGUGAAGAGAAUUUUGCGUCUUGAAAUUCCUGUCGAUACAUAUCCAAAUUUCAAUUUUGUUGGACGACUCCUAGGCCCUAGAGGCAAUUCUUUGAAGCGGGUAGAAGCUACUACUGGUUGCCGUGUAUACAUCAGAGGCAAAGGAUCAAUAAAGGAUCCAGACAAGGAAGAGCAGCUCAGAGGUAGAUCUGGCUAUGAGCACCUCAAUGAUCCACUCCACAUAUUAAUUGAAGCUGAUUUACCUGCUAAUUUUGUUGAUAUAAGGCUCAGACAAGCUCAGGAAAUUGUAGAAGAAUUACUGAAACCUGUGGAUGAGUCACAAGAUUUUAUCAAGAGGCAGCAGUUGCGUGAGCUGACGAUGCUGAACUCGAAUUUCCGAGAGGAAAGUCCGGGUCCAACUGGUAGUGUUUCUCCUUUUAAUUGCAGUGGAAUGAAACGUCCCAAAACAGGACGGUGAGGGUUUAAACAAUAAAAUCAUCUGAGUUGUUUCUACACUGCCUGCCCCCAGGAUUCAAAACCAAAUAUACCCUCUCAUCUGAUGCAAUAUAUCAGUCCAGCACAAGUUGAAAUGAUUUGGGCUAACCAGUAUAUCUCUGGGGAGCUUUGUAAUGAUCCUUUCAUUGUUUUUGUGUUUUGAACAGAAGAGAGAGAUAGAAAGUUGGUUCUUGCAUUUUAGAUUUGGUGAGGUCAGUUUUGGUGAAAAACUCGAUACAUCCAUUGGAUUCAUUCUUGUGUUAGUAGCUAUAAGGUGUGUGCAAUAAUAAUAUAACAUGUACUUCUUGUGUUGCAAGCAAAUCAUCAGGGGUGGUAAGACAUCUAUGAGUUGGGCCUAUUAUACUCUUGGGUUUGUGGGGAGCUAGAGAAGCAAAUGGAUUUAGCAGAGCACUUCAACCCAUCUCUUAAUGGCUCGAUAGAGCCUGGAAUUUGAAUAUUUGUCUUCACAAAUGAAUGUAGCAGCAGUAUUCCAAAAUAUUGGGACCAUUUGAUUUGGCUUAAAGUACUUGGUAGGUCCCAGGGACUAGAUCAAUUUAAUUUUAAUUUCUCUAUUUGUAAAUGGAUCAAUUUUCUUUAUAAUUUUUUUUUUCAAUAGUAGUUUAAUUUCAAACAAAA